Molecule: messenger RNA, 1252 nt
Organism: Anthonomus grandis grandis
Lineage: Eukaryota; Metazoa; Arthropoda; Insecta; Coleoptera; Curculionidae
Product: venom acid phosphatase Acph-1-like
Exons: 7
Coding region: 13-1104 (363 amino acids)
Biological process (GO): dephosphorylation
Molecular function (GO): phosphatase activity
Source: RefSeq, a predicted model, not a curated record
UAUACGUCCACCAUGAAUAGCAUAGUAACUAUAUGUUUGGCUCUGUCUGCUUUUUGCUAUCUUGAGAUAGUUAGUGGCAGACCAUCUGUCAAUAAUGAUACCCUUUUAUUAGUCCAUACCUUGUUCCGUCAUGGUAAUCGUACCCCUGAUAGCAAUGGAUACGACAACAAUCCUAUCAAUGAGAGUUACUAUGCUGAAGGCUAUUCCCAAUUGACAAACGAAGGUAAGAGGACUGAAUACAAACUAGGAACUACGCUUCGCCAAAGGUACAGUAGCUUUCUGGGAAACACCUGGAAAGCAAAUUAUUUGGCGGCUAGAAGCACCAACGUCACCCGAACCAAAAUGUCAUUGCAGCUAGUAUUGGCUGCCCUGUAUCCUCCACGUGGUAACCAAAUUUGGAAUCGUCAUUUAAAUUGGCAGCCAAUUCCUUAUGAUUUAGUUAAAAAUGAUGCGGAGCUUUCCGGAAGCCGAGUUUGUUCCAACUACAGCACAGAGGUUAAAAAAGUGUUAUACUCAGACGAAAUCCAAGAAGCUCUUAGUGUUUACGAUGAUAUUUUUAAAUAUCUAUCCAACCAAACCGGACAAAACAUAAGUACUCCUAAUGAUAUAUUUGAUUUGUAUUUUAAUUUAAUCACUCAGGAGGAAUAUGGGUAUCCAUUAGAAGAAUGGUGGGAACCAGUAUGGCCUGAGGCAUUAGCCAGAAUUGUCAUUGAGAAUUAUUAUAUUAAAGCUAACACUACUUAUUUAAAACAAAUAACUGCAGGACUACUUUUAAAAAAGAUGAUAACUGACUCUAAAGCUAAGAUUGACGGUACUAUCAGCCCAACAGAAAUAAAGAUGUACCUCUAUUCCGCUCAUGAAAUGAAUAUUGCCAGUUUUCUUAUAGCUCUUGGUGUAUUCGAUGAUUCAAUUCCCAAUUACGGUUCUCAUAUCUUGCUUGAGCUACAUUUAAUUGAUGGAGUGUAUGGAUUCAAGGUCUUUUAUGAAAACUGGACCGCAAGUUCUCCGAGGCUCUUGACUAUCCCAGGUUGUAACGCCUUUUGCCCUUAUGAUGACUUUGUUUCUCUCUUGGAAGAAAUAAUUCCUAAUGAAGGUAUUUGCUAAACUUUUUACCUGAAAAUGAAAAAAUAAUAAACUUAUCUAAACCAUUAAAAAGUACUAUUUCUAAAUAACUGUAUACUAAAUUUUAAAAAGCAAAUAUAGAUAAGCUAUAAAUUUUUAAAAUAAUAAAUAUUUAUAAAGCAACAAAUAA